Messenger RNA from Eupeodes corollae, 5415 nucleotides. RefSeq names its product blastoderm-specific protein 25D (gene Bsg25D). Bases 548 to 4228 code for a protein of 1226 amino acids. NCBI's taxonomy places the organism in Eukaryota, Metazoa, Arthropoda, Insecta, Diptera, Syrphidae. Gene Ontology annotation, molecular function: calcium ion binding. Gene Ontology annotation, biological process: microtubule anchoring at centrosome. Gene Ontology annotation, cellular component: centrosome. The transcript is spliced from 9 exons. The record is from RefSeq and is a predicted model, not a curated record.
CUGUCCACUAAUCGGGAAUUCCGUGAAAAGUGUAUAUAAAAAGAAAAACAGAAGAGAAAACUUUAUAUUCCCCAAAAAAUAUAAAUAUUUGUGUUAAAAAAAAGCCUUACUGUUUCACCCCUUACUAAUUUGUUCAAUUCAUUUGAUAAUAAAGAUAAUAUCAAGUUCAAUUUAUACUAAAACAAAAACUAGGAAUUAAAAAAGUCGUCAAUUUUAAAAGUUCAUUUGCGUUGGUCGUUUGCGUUUCUCAUUUCAUUGGAUUUUGGAUUAUUUUCUUCGUUUAUUUCGUAUUCUUCGCUCUUGAUUUGAUUUGAUUUUUGCCUGCCAUUGUCUUUCUUUUAUGUUUUUUUUUGCUUUCUACUUCUCACAUGGAACUCCCUUUCCUUAAACUGAAACUCAACAAAUCGAAUAUAGUAUAUAGUAUAUAAUAAUCUAACUGAUUGAAUCUGAAUGAAAGACACUGAAGACUGACUGUAUGUUGGAUAGAAAUAUCAAAUCAUUGCGUCUAGUGUAGUGAGGGACUACAAAAUAAAAAAGAGUGAAUAAAAUGGAAGUAUCGUCGGAUCCGUACGAGCAAAAGCUAUUCCAAAUGUUCACCAGCUGCGACACAAAUCACAGUGGCACACUAGACGAAAACGCCUUGAGCAAGUUGUGCGAAAUGCUCGAGUUACAGGAUCGUGGUUCCGUUAUUAUAAAGAACCUCAUAAAAAAUCCAAGGUCACGGAUUUCUUUUGGCGACUUUAAAGAAGCACUGUUGAACUUUCUUGGCACAGAAAUCGAUGGAUCAUUGUCAUCGCCACCUGGGGAGCACACGCUCGUAUUUAGUAAUGAGCCUGAAGACAAGCUUCUACCAGACAGUACAAACGAAUCGUCCGACCGUGAAGUCUCACCAAAAUUUGUUGUAGGUGCGAAAAAGUACGGUCGUCGUUCCAGACCCCAGUUCAAUGGAUCAGAUUCUUCGCCGUCAGAAUCAGACGAUCAGGACAGAGAAACGGCCGACUGUAACAACAGUAUUGUUCAAAGAUCAUCAUCUCAAAGUGACAUACUCUCAUCACACAGAAGACGGCCAUUAAGCGGAGGAGCUAAGCUUAAGCGAUGUGCUUCACUUCCAGCCCAGAAAAAUCAACGAGUUAGAGAAGCGAUUCUGGAGAAAACAAAAGCCGCCAGAGCAUCAAAGACAGCCAAUAAAAUAAACACCAGCAGCGUUGAAUCCUUAGGAAAUUUAGAUUUCGAAAAUCUCACAAAUAAAAUCCUUGACAUUUGGAAAGAAUACGGAAGUGAAAUUGGCACAUAUUACUUUACUUGUGGUCAACUGCAAAUUGUAUGCGAACGUGUCGGACUUGUGAGUACUGUGGCCAAAAAAGUUGCCGAAGAAGUAUUUAAAAAACAUAACAAACAUAACAAAACCGAGGCGGUGCCGGUGAUUGCAUUUAGUGAAUUCAUAAGUCUCAUUAGUUGUGGCGAUAACACAUUUGCGCCAGCAAAUUAUCCUAAUAUCGAAAUUUCACCAUCAUCACCACCAACAUGGCAAAUUAAUAAUUUAUUUGAAUUUAUUGGGCAUUAUCCAACCCACCUCAACACGUCAGUGGACAGUAAUUCAAUUAAAUUUUCUCGUGCCUUUAACGAUGAUAAACAAUUUAAUAUGAAAGAUGUUCCAGCACAAUUAGAGACAGUCCCUACCCAUAGUAUAAUUGAAAUGUGGGAACGAGCUGGUAUCAGCAGCCCCAAGGGACUUCUAUUGAGUCUUGGUUUCGACGAAGAUGAGGUGAAUGUAGUACAACUGUCAAAAGUCUUAGAAGAAGAACUUCGUGGUUUGUGUGGUGAAGCACAAACCACCCUACUGAAAGCAUCUCUAGCUUUGCAAUCAGCAGAACUUUCCACAUUAAAACAAUCAUACAUUCAACUGACCGAAGAGAACAAAAAAAUGCAUGCUGACAACAAAGACGCAAAUCGAAGAGUUAUUCUAUUGGCUCAAGAAAUAGACGAAAGACACGCAAAUCUAGAAGACACAACUAAAAAAGAGAUACGACUAUUAGAACAACGACAUGCAGAAGUUGUACGUGACUUAACAACUCGUAUGGCAAAUGACCGAGAGAAUUGGUCUAAUUUGACAGCUCGCCUGGAAGCCCGAAUUAAGAUGCUGGAACAAGAAGAAGCAAAGCUUAAAGCGGAAUCGGAUUCGCUUCGAAAAGAAAACAACGCCUUAGAGAAUGAGCAAACAGUUCUGCAAAAACAGGUUACUAGUCUGCUUGAGGCUAAUAUCCAGCUAAAUAAGGAAAUGGUCGAAUCGGAGGAGAGAAGUCGCAAUGACGAAGGAUCUAAAAAUGAAAAAGACACCGAGGAGAUGUUGGAACUGAUUGAGAAGAUCACCAGCUUACAAAUAGAAAACGCUAAUUUACGAGAUAAGAAUGACGAAUUGGUUGCCGAAGUUGAAGGAUUAAACUUUGAAAUAUCACGAGUAAAGACUAAGACUAAAUCUCAAAAAGUGACGGUCCCAGUGAGUACCGAAGAUGAUCCUGAACAUGCUUCGGCAGCUGUAAAGAGGAGGGGUGAUUCUCCAAGUAAGACCAGAAUAACUGAGGAAAGUCCGCGUCUGGGUAAAUUCCGUAGGUGUAAUGCUGAGGCCAACAGUGAGAGUGAUACGAGCGGAGAUUGGAUAGCACUUAACUCCGAACUGAAUAGCCCAUUGAACGUGACCUCUACGCCGAGUACUUCGUCGGGUUUCUCACAGGAUAGCAAAAAUUCCACUCUUGAUGCUGAUCAGGAAAUUGCCAUUCUGAAAGCUAAAAUAUCUCAGCUGGAAAGUGAUCUAGCAGCCAUCGCCUCGACUGGAUCAAAUGAAGAUUCAGAUCUUGAUGCUUCAACCUUGAAAAAGGAAAAAGAUGCAUUGGAAGUGCGCUGUAAAGAGCUCGAAGCAAGUCUUGAACAAAUGCAAAAAGCCUACGAAGACUGUGAAGACUAUUGGCAGGACAAACUCUCCGAGGAACGUCAACUCUUCGAAAAAGAACGAAAAAUCUAUGAAGACGAACAAAAAGAAAGCGAUGUCAAGUUUACCGAGCUGGUGGAAAAAGUACGCGAAUAUGAGGAGCAAUUCAGUAAAGACGGUCGUUUGUCACCGAUCGAAGAAAAAGAUGUCCUCGAACAGCAAUAUGCUGACUUGGAAGCCGAAGCCGAACAGUUGCGCGAAAAUACAAGGCAAAUCUUUGAAGAGAAAGCGAAAGAAAUUGCAUCGCUUCAUGGUGAAAUCGAGGAUCUUAAAAUGAAGCUGGGCGAGAGUGUGGAAAUUCUAACUGGUGCAACUGAAAUGCAAUCUGGAGGAGAAAUGUCAGACUUGGAAAGUCCAGCGAGUUCGCCAAUUAGUUAUCUCUGGCAUCAAAGUACAAUUCAGUCUCCCAUAACACAGUAUAAGAAGAAGAAUCUACAAAAGACACCCACAACACAGCGAUCUAGAUUAAAUAAUUUGUCAACAUCUGAAACAACCGUUUUCAGUACCACUCAAUCUAACUCGGUUGUGCAAUCUUCUGCUGUGGCUGUUGCUGAUGAACAUAAAAACAUAUCGCCCAUCCAAAAACCAAACAAUUCAAAAGUAGUAACAGAAGAUACUACAAAAGAUUGUGAAGAUUCUUCGUCAACAGCAUCAGGCAAGAGUUUUGAAUCGCAUAGUGUUGCCUCAACACAUAGUAUUCAAAAAUCAACAGGCAAUGCUUCAAGCAGCUGUUCAAGUCCGAAUAUAAUGAAGGAGGAACUAAAACGUUUGAAAUACUUUGAAAUUCAACUAAAAGAUCAAAUAAAAGACUUGUCGCUUAAACGUGAUGGUUUAGUUAUGGAACUUCAACAGCUACAGGAAGCAAAACCUGUACUCGAGAAGGCAUAUGCUCGGGCGGCGGCACAUCCAUCUCUUAUUCAAAGAGUCAAUCAUCUUGAGCUUAAAAAUAGACACUUACAAAAUGUUAUUAAGCAACAACACCAGUAUACGGAAUCUUUGAUGCAACAAACAUGGCAACAGCAACACGCUGAAUUGUCAGACCUUCGAAAUCGAAUCGAAACACAGGGUAUGAUAAUGACUGAGCAGACACAACGUUUAGCCAAUGCUGAUGUUCUCGUCAAAGAACUUUACGUGGAAAAUUCUCAUCUUACCGCUACCAUACAGCGCCUGGAGCAACAAAUGUGUCGCGUAAAUCUCAUUCACCAGCACCAGAGCUUAAGUGGCCUACCAGGAAUGCCUUAGUCUUAAAAACAAAACAAACAUAAAUAGUUUUACUUAAUUUAAAUACAUAGCACCAAAUAACCAUAAUAAAAUAUUAUUUCUAGUGCUGGAUAUUAUUCCAUCAGGUAUAUUGAGGAAAAAAUGUUCUCAGUCGAACUUUGAUCCCAUUCGCAGAUAUUUCUCACUCGCUGUAGAUUAAUUUUAUUAUUUUUCGAAUAAUAAUUUCAAUAAGCAAAGAACAAAAUGGUCAGAAAAUUGUACGUUCUUCAAAUGUACAGCAAAUAAGUAUUCCAAAUGUAAAUAGAAAUGAAAGAAAGAAAAAAACUCAUGGCCAGCAGAACUUUUUAUUUCCUUCCAAAAAAAGAAUCAACACUCCCUAAACCAAAUCGGUUUUUCGAAUAAUCUCAGUUCGACUGGAAACAUUCAUUUAUGCAAUUAUCAUAUUAUUAUAAACAUACAUAUAUAUAUAUUUAUAUUUUUCAAAAUAAGAGAUUUUAUGAAAGUGAUAGGAAAGAGUGUGUUUGCAUCAACGAAAGUCCUCUAGAUUGUAUCAAUAUUGUUCACAGAUAAAAAAAUUUCAUUCUAUUAGAUAGUCUAAUAAUUAUUAUAAAUACGAGUAUGAAACAGUUAUUUAAAGUUUUACUUUAUAUUUAUUAUUACAUACAUAUUAUGUUUUGUUAAAAGAAACACUAUUUUUUAAGCGUGUUCAGUGUAUGCUUAUUGCAUUAUAAUAAUUAAAAUAAUUUAUAUUAUAACAAAAAGAGACGCACGAUUCUAUAAAACUUUUAAUUUAACUUUUAUUAUCUCUAUAAAUUUAUCAUUUUUACCUGCUUAUAGUGGAAUGAUAUUGUUGUUGUUUAAUUUUCUUUUCUUUUUUAAUUUAAGAUCUCAAAAAGAGUUUAGGUAUUUGAUAAACAAAAUUAAUUAUAAUGUAAAUCUUAUUCGGUAAAAGAAAAUGAAGUGCAUAGAAACCAAAAUAUUGAACUUCUUUUAGGAAAAGAACAAAAUUGUAAGUCAGUUGUUGUAAAGUAGUAUAGAUAAAAACAAGCAUGUUCAAUUUCAAGUAAAAUUAAUAUUAAAUAUUGACAUUUUUAAGUACAUAAAUUAUGAUAAAGCACUGCAAAGAUAAAUUGUAAUAAUAAUUGUGAAAUGUCAUUCUGCUGUUAGCAGCAAACAAAAAAUAAAACAAAUAACAAAACAACUAUCAA